Molecule: messenger RNA, 4948 nt
Organism: Labeo rohita (rohu)
Lineage: Eukaryota; Metazoa; Chordata; Actinopteri; Cypriniformes; Cyprinidae
Gene: fam20a
Product: FAM20A golgi associated secretory pathway pseudokinase
Exons: 11
Coding region: 194-1774 (526 amino acids)
Cellular component (GO): Golgi apparatus
Molecular function (GO): protein serine/threonine kinase activator activity
Source: RefSeq, a predicted model, not a curated record
GCACAGAGAAAGAGAGAGAGAAAGCAAAGCGAGUUGACUCAGAAGGGCACUGCGCUGCGCAGUCUGGGUCAGAUGUGCGAGCUACUGUGAGGAGCAACGUGCGGCUCUGCUGAAUGGAUUUGCCCAGGAAGAAGCCGAGAUCGUUUUUCCCAACUUAGCCAGCUUGGAGGACAUCUCCACCCGAUCUGGAGACAUGAGGAGGGACCGGCUGCUGGUGGCCGUCACCCUGGUCACCCUCCUGGCGGCCGACAUCCACUUCGUCCUGCUUCCCAGACUCAAAACCUGGUACCAUCUGCCCAGAGGAAGCUGCGCGUGCGGGGUCACCAACGGCAGUUUGGAGAACGGAGGUGCUACGAGCGUCCCGUGGACCACGAGCCAGAAUUUCACCACGGUUUCCACCGAGCGAGGCUCCAAGCUGGAUCGGCUCUUCGGGCAUCCGCUCUACAACAUCCGUCUCCCGGAGCUGGGGCCCGACGAGCGGCUUCUGCAGGAAGAGGAGCUCAUGAGCUACUACAAGAGGAAAGUGAGCCGCUGGGAAAGAAUGAAGAAGUACUACAUCGAGGCGGCAGCAGCUUCCAACAUCACUAUACCUGAUUAUCCCGUGAUCUUUGACCCCGAGGCCAGCUGGCUGCACUUCCAUCUCGGGAUCAACCGCUACGCGCUGUAUUCCAGAGACGACAGCAGCGUCGACAGACUCCUGCACGACAUGCAGACGAACACCGUCAUCAGCGCAGAUUUCACUCAGGAUGAGAAAGCACUGAAGGGCUCAUGUGACUGCUCACAAGUGGUUAAACCAAGCGGUCUUCACCUGAAGUUGGCCCUGAAGCUCCAAGACUUUGGCAAAGCUAUGUUUAAACCAAUGAGACAGGAGCGACACGAAGAGACGCCGGAGAACUUCUUCUACUUCGUGGACUUUCAGAGACACAAUGCUGAGAUUGCAGCGUUCCACCUGGACAGAGUGCUUGACUUCCGGAGAGUUCCUCCUGUGGCGGGACGAUUCAUCAACGUGACGGGAGAAAUCCUGUACAUAACACACAAUGAGGAACUGCGCAGUGUUUUCUUCACCUCUCCAGCCAACAACACGUGUUUCUUCGCCAAGUGUUUGUACGUGUGUAAGUCGGAGUAUGCGGUGUGCGGUCAUCCCGAUCUGCUGGAGGGCUCCAUGUCUGCGUAUCUGCCUGGUUUGAGCAUCGCCCCGCGUAUCUCCAUCCCGAACCCCUGGAUCCGCGCCUACAGUUUCACCGGGAGAGAGGAGUGGGAAGUCAACCCCUUAUACUGCGACAACGUCAAAAAACUCUAUCCCUACAACUCUGGGAACAGACUGCUCAACAUUAUUGACAUGGCCAUAUUUGACUUUCUCACAGGAAACAUGGACAGACACCACUAUGAGAUUUUCACCAAGUUUGGAGAUGAUGGUUUCCUGCUCCACUUAGACAAUGCCAGAGGAUUUGGCCGUUAUUCCCACGAUGAGAUGUCCAUUCUUGCUCCACUGACCCAAUGUUGCAUGAUCAAGCGCUCCACGCUGUUCAGACUGAAGCUGCUGGCGCAGGCCGAGUACCGUCUGAGCGACGUCAUGAGGGAAUCCCUCUCCAGAGACCCUCUCACGCCAGUUUUGACCGAGGACCAUCUGCAGGCCUUGGACCGGCGGCUGGGUCACGUGCUCAGGACGGUGGGGAAGUGUGUGAAGAAGCUGGGAGAAGCACAAGUGGUCAUCACAGACUUUGUAGAGUCAUCCAGAGGAACUACAAGACAGCCAGGAGGAAAUAACAGGUGACAGAGCGAGAAGAGCGAGGCUUUGAGGAGACAGCAGCAAUCCACUGAUUCUUUACUCUAUAAUGUGACUUUGAGAUCAUCUCUGGACUAAACCACUCAACUACGUAAGUCAACCACACUUCAUGCCAUCUAAGUCAGGGGCGCCUAAACUCGGUCCUGCAGAGUUUAGCUACAACUUACCUCAACCUGCCGGGAUGUUUCUAGCGUGCCUAGUAAGCGCUUGAUUAGCCGGUUCAGGUGUGUCUAAUCGGGGUUGGAGCUAAACUCACACAUGAGGAGGAAAAAAUAUUCAUAUUACUGAUUGGUUAGAAAGGGAUAUGAGACAUUACUAAUACAUCUCAACUGUCAAAAUUGACAAAAAGUCAAGAUACAAAGUGUCACAAUUGUGACAAAGUAAAAAGGAUCACACAAGACACAGUUAUGAGAUAAAAGUCAUAAUUAACAGAGUUAAAACGUCAAACUUUUAUUUAUGAGACAGUCAAAAUGAUGACAAAAAAUUAUGAGAUAUAAUAAAAAUACACAACUUCAGCUCAUAAUAUUGACCUUUUAUCUCAUAUUUAUGACUUUGUAUCAUAAUUAUGAUUGGCUAAAAACAGCUGUGUGAGAUUACUGAAAAGUCUUAAUUAUCAAAAGUGACAAAAAGUAAAAAAUUUUGAGAUAAUUGAGAUUGAGAAGAGUUGAAAUGAACAAUAACAACAAAAAAACAAUUGUGAGAUAAAAGGCAGAGAUAAAAAAAAAGUCGAAAUUAUGACAAAAAGACAACAUUAUGACAUAAUUGACAUCAAGAAGACUCGAAUUUGAUAAAAAAACUAAAUUAUGAAAUAAAAGUCAGUUAAAAAGUCAAAACUAUAAGAUAAUCGAGGUUGAAAAAAGUUGAAAUUGACAAAAAAAACUAAAUUAUGAGAUAAAAGUCACAAAGAUAAAAAGUCAAAGUAUGACAUAAUAAUAAGUCAAAAUUAUGAGACAUAAUAAAAUACUUGACUUCAGCUCAUAAUUUUGACUUUUAUCAAAUAUUUAUGACUUUGUAUCAUAAUUAUGAUUGGCUUAAAAUGGCUGUGUGAUAUUACUACAGUCUUAAUUAUCAAAAGUGACAAAAAGUUAAAAUUAUGAAAUACAAAGUCAUAAUUAUAAGUUAAAAUUAUCACAUAAAUCAAAAUUGAGAAGUCAGACAGAUAAAGUUAAAAUUAAGGCUGUUAUAAUUAUGAUAAAGUCAAAAUUAUGACAUGAAGUCGUAACUGAGUUAAAGAGUUAAUGUUGACAAAAAAUUAUCAUAAAACACUGAAAUAAGUCAAAAAAGUAAAGUACUUCUGUCUCUUAUAAUUUCAACUUUCUAUCUCAUAAGUUUUUACCUCAUAAUUUUAACUUUGUAUCUCAUAUUUAUGAUUUUGUAUCAUAUUUAUACUUUGUAUCAUAAUUAUGAUUGGCUAAAAACAGUUGUGUGAUAUUACUACAGUCUUAAUUAUCAAAUGAUCAAAAUUAUGAGAUAACUGCGAUUGAGAAAAGUUGUAAUUAACAAAAAACAAUUAUGAGAUAAAAGUCAGAGAUAAAAAGUCGAAAUUAUGACUUAUAAUUAGAGAGAGUCACAAUUAUGACAAAAAGUCAAAAUUAUGAGAUAAUUAAGAUUGAGAAGAGUUAAAAUUGACCAAAAAAAACAACUAAAAUAUGAGAUGAAAGUCAAUUAAAAGUCUAAGUAUGACAUCAUCAAAAUUAUGAGAUAUAAUAAAAAUACACAACUUCAGCCCAUAAUAUUGACCUUUUAUCUUAUAUUUAUGACUUAAAAAAGUCUUUAUUAAAAAACUAUGAGAUAAAUGAGAUUGAGAAGUUGAAAUUGACAAAAAAAACUAAGAUUAUGAACUUAUAAUUAGAGAGAGUCACAAUUAUGACAAAAAAAGUUGAAAUUAAGGCUGUUAUAUAAUUAUGAUAAAAAAUCAAUACUAUGAGAUAAAAAGUCCAAAAUAUCAUAAAAUACUGAAAUAAGUCCAAAAAGUAAAAAGUGGAGUAAAAAGCAGAAUUUCUGUCUCUUAAAAUUACAACUUUCUGUCUCAUAAGUAACACUUUUUACCUUACAAUUUUGACUUUGUAUCAUCGUUGGGCGUGGGAGUGAUAUUACUAAAAAGUCUUAAUUGUCAAAUUAAGGGACAAACUAUGAGAUGCGUAUGACUUAUCUCAUAAUUAUGAGAUAAAGUCAAAAUAAUGAGUAGUCAUAAUUGAGAUAAAGAGUCGAAAAUGUGAAAAAAAGAUAAAAAGUCUGAACUGUCAUAAAACGGUGAAAUAAAAACUUAAUUCUAAAAAGCAGAAUUUCUGUCAUAAUUGUGACUUGGUCAUGAUGACUGAGUGUCUCAUAAGUGUCACUUUUUACCUCAUAAUCUCAAACUUUUACCUCAUCAUUUUGACCUUUUCUCUCAUGUUUAUGAGUUUGCGUUAUAAUUCUGACUGUCUGAAAAGGGCUGUGUCAUGUUACUUCAGAAAACUCUGUAACAACACGUUUAAGUGGUUGUCUUGAGCUGCUUUAGUGGAGGUAGUUGCAGUCACGGCAGACACUUGGAAAAGCUGCCGACGGCGGUGAAAUCCCCGCGCCAGACGGAUGAUGCAGUGAUCGCAGGAACGAUAAGAAGUUGAGACGUGCUUACAUCAGCAAACGCAGCAUUCGUGUGGUGCUGUAACUGCACCGCGGGAGCGUUUCCUCUGAUUAUCCCCUUCCCUUUCUGUCCAUUUUUAUACAAACAGCCAUUAGUGGCGGCUGAGCUGAUGAUGCAGCGCACAAACAGCCACAUCACCAGAGGAAUCACUGCGGUAGGCUGCGAGUCUGAUCCGUCUACAGGAGCUGAAGGCUGAUUUUCCAGACGGAUCGUAAGCGUGUAAUCCUCAGCCGUCUCAUCUGCUCCUACUUCACAGCCUGUCAUCUUUGAAAAUCAAUCAAACCAAAUUGUUUGAAGUUCUGAAGCUUUGUUGCAACUUGUGGUUCACUGUGCUGGUGCAGUAUUGUCCCAGACAUCUGGGUUUAUGACAUAAAAAAACAAAAAAACAAAUCAAAUGCUCAAAAUGUUCAUUUCCAAAGUGCUGGUGGUGGAAAAUCAUAAUAUGAAACACUGCAAAUCAAAUCCCGGUUGUAAUGAUUCAUGACUGUUUGUCACAUUGUCACAUUGCCUCAUUAAAAUAACUAAAUAUUUGCAUA